GGCUACAUAUAUACAAUUUAAUUUACGUAUACGAUCUUUAAGUUUUAAUAGGAAGGUGAAGCCAGACCAAAGGUUGCAAAGAAAGCAUUAUUUCUUGUCUGAGAAUUAGUGGUUCUUGUCGAAUCUAACCUUACGACUGUUGCACCAUAUAUUUAACUUUUGGUUCCAACAUGAUUGAUAUAUUGUGUGGAUCAAAAAGAAGAAUAUCUAACACGGAGGAAAAUGAAAGAAUUGCUCUCCGUCAAAUGAUUUUAAAUAUGUCAAUAUGUAAGAUUCAAAAAGAUCAAGGUAGAAAAGAGCCAUCACUCUUUCGUUCAGUUGUUAUAGCAAAUACUGUUAGAAACAUUGAAAAUGAAAUGGAUAAUGAAAUGCUAUUAGAAUUUGAAACUAACAAGGAUUUUCCUACUACAGCUCUAAAGCAACCACUAAAAUACUCUUUCAUUGACAAUAAUAAUAACCAAAUUAUCAACCAAGCCAAACCAUCUAUUGAAAAUAGUGAUAAAAAUCAAUUUGGAGCAAUAGGUGACCAAAGAAAAACAAAGGAUACUGAUUCAAAAACUUCGAAACUAAGUUGGGAUUCUCAUAAUACACAUGUUUUUACUAAUUCUUCGUCUUUAGAUAAAAUGGAAUUUGACAAUAGUUUUCCUGAUGUUGAUAUAGCUUUAUAUGAUUUUGAUGAUACAUUAUCAUUUUUUACUCCAUUGCCUCCCUAUUUAAAUAAUAUUGAUUGGCGUUUUUUCCCGAGCUGUGCAACAAUAGACCGCAAAAAAGCAGAUUCUUAUUUUGAAGAAUUAGAUCAAAUGAUGCAAGUUUUAGUCGGCAUGUAGGAUCUACUUUUUCUCUGCUUUAUAAAUGUGUUCUAAAAUGGUAUAGCAACCUCAAAGUAGUUAUAUAUUUAAAAGGAAAUUAUUUUUCUUUUUAUCUUUUUAAAAUAUAUUUGCAAAUUUCUGAUAGAUUCCUACUAAACUAUAUUUAUUUAUUUUUUUAAUAAAUGUUAAAAUGUAAAGUGUCGCAUUUUUUAAAAAUGAAGAUAAACAGCAUUUAAGAAGAGUCUUGUGUAAAAUAAAUUUUCAUCCUUCCAUCGACAAACCAUUGCAAUUACUUUCCAUACACAUAACCAUGCUAGUUGUUUAUUUUAAAUACUUGUUUGUUUUAUCAAAUAAAUGCUUGUUCUGCUUCAUUACUAAGAUGUGAUAGUAUAUACAGGAGGAGUUUCCAAAAUUGUGUAUAAAAUUUUUUUUAAGCAAUUGUUUAUAUAGUGAAGUGAAAAUUGACAAAAAACGCAUGUAAAUUAUUUUUAUUUUGAGUUAUUAUAAUGUACAAAGAUAUUAACCUAUAGUUUAUUCCAACAAAGAGUUGGUUGAAAUUCUCAAAUUUACAUGUUGUAUAUAUUUAUUGUGUUAUAUUUUUUAUAAUAUGAAGAUAGUUUGUAAUGUAUUUAAUAUCCUCUAACAUUUAGAAUAUGAAUGGUCAAACUGCUCUGGUUUUGAAGAGUUUUGUGUUUGUUUUUUAGAUUGUUUUUUCUUUUUCUUUUGAGUUUUCAAUAAUUUUUAGUAUUUAAAAUUUUUUCAAAAGAAAACCUAAGAGUUUUAUUUUUAAUUAUAUAUUUUCAGUAUUUUUUAUUUUAUUUAGGAAAUAAUUAGAAUAUGUUUAGAUGAAAAUUUUAUGUAAAUUUUUACUAUGCACUAGUUUGCCAUGGUUUAGCCAAGUGAUGAUAGAUUGUUUAUGUAAAACAUAACUUUGUCGUCACAUUUUUCUACAUAUAAAACCUUUAAGUAUAGAAUAGUAUUUAAUCUAUUUUUUAUACGUUAAGUGUUCCGUAAUGCAUUUAUCUAAAUCAGCUCAUAGACCUGGCUUUAUCUUGGCGAAUUGUGUUUAAAUAUAUUUUAUUAUAUAACUGUAUAUAAAGCAUACUAAUAAAUGACAAUAUUAAGGAACCAUUGAAACGUAUUCUUAUUUUUUCUAAAACAUGGCAAACAAUUUUAAUGCACACUGAGUGUGUUUAUCUAAUGUAUACAUGCGUAUAAUAAUAUUUUUAAAGAUAAAUAUUGUUUAGUUUCCCUUA
Hydra vulgaris (swiftwater hydra) is the source of this 2065-nucleotide messenger RNA. RefSeq lists its product as uncharacterized. Gene Ontology annotation, cellular component: nucleus. Gene Ontology annotation, molecular function: transcription regulator activity. NCBI's taxonomy places the organism in Eukaryota, Metazoa, Cnidaria, Hydrozoa, Anthoathecata, Hydridae. The record is from RefSeq and is a predicted model, not a curated record.